AUGUCCUCACUCUCCCACUUUCUCACCUCUCAAUUCCUCCCUCUCUCCGCCUCGGAGGUCCAAGCCCACUACUCCUCCUUUUCCUCCUCGCGCCAUUCCAAUCCCGCCGCGUUCGACGCACACGUGGCGUGGUGGGCGCGCCUCGUCUGCCGCGCCGCACGCGCGGGCGUGCUCAACGGCAACGGCGGGCGACGACUGGUGUGGAACGUGCAGGAGGCGGAGGAGAUGAGGUGGGAGGAAGAAAGUGUUGGUCGUCCAAUGGGAUUGGCAGAGGUGUUGCAAUCCCUUCUCGCCUCUCACACACUGCUCCCUCUCCCGCUCUAUCUCUCACGUCCUCUGCCUUCCUCUUCGCCCUCUUCUUCUUCCCCCUCUUCAAGCUCAAGUUCAAGUUCCGCAUUGGCGAAGCUUUCCGCGCUGCCCGGCGCGCUCGCAAAGGGCUUUCUCUCGCUCGCAUUCGGCCUCGAGUUGGCCUCUGGCGAUGCGGCUUCGGCAUCAAGGCAAAGGGUGAACAAGGGAGAGUUUCUGCUCGUCUCUGAGCUUCGCGCAUACGCCUCGCACGUCCUCGCGGCGCAUCACGCACGCUGCACCUCUGCGCUCUCGACGCUGUACACGCGCUCGAGCUUCCAGGCUCUGCUUGCCGGCCUGCCCGGUGCGAAUGCGCCUGCCGGUGCCGGCGGCGGCGAAGGCGAAGGCGGAGGUGUGCAGCUCGACGAGGCCGAUCUGCAGCUCUUGCUGCUGCAUCUCGAGCGCGAUCUGGGCGUCGCAAGGGUCUCUAAGGACGUGAUCAAACUGCCACUGUCGCCCCACGCCAGCGUGCCGCGCAUCGAGGCAAACGAGGCAGAUGUGCUGUCGCUGCAGGAGACGCAUCGCAGGCUCGUCGCCCAAGUCGCAGAUCUCGAGGCUCGUAUCGCCGCCAAGAAGCAAGCGGCGCUGGAGCAUUCGCGCGCCGCGCGCAAGGCGCAGGCGCUGGCGGCGCUACGCGGCAAGAAGGAGCUCGAGAGCGUGCUGCAGCGGCGCCUGGGCGCCGAGGCGACGCUCGGCGGCGUCUUGUUGAAGAUUGAACAGGCGGCUGGCGAUGUUGAGAUCAUGCGAGCCUACGCCCUCUCCUCCUCCACCUUACGGUCGCUGCUCGCCGCGCCCGAGCUGCAGCAUGCGCACAUUGAGCGCACGAGCGCGGCGCUCUCGGACGUGCUGGCGGACCAGAAGGAGAUCGACGAGGCGGUUCACUCGCUCGACCCCACCGCGCAGGAGAUGGCGCAACUGGACGACGACGAGGAGAUUGCCGCGGAGCUCAGGGCGCUGCAGGAGGAGGUGGAGAGCGAAACGAAGAUGAAGGCAGAACCACAGCUGCAGCAGCAGCAGCAGCAGGGGCCACAGCAACAGGCCACGACGACGCCAACAACGCCGCAGAACCGGCCUCAACAUCAGGCGGCACCGCUCGCCGCCGCCGCCGCCGGAGGCGCCGUCGCCGCCGCCUCGAGCGCACGCGCCGCUCCUGUUGCCGCGCCCUCUGCCGCGCAGCAGCAGCAGCAGCAGCAGCAGCAGCAGCAGCAAGCGCUUGGCUCGUCGAACGCAGCCGCAGCCGCAGCCGCAGACGCAGAGGCAGAGGCAGAGGCAGAGGCAGACAUGCGAGCCUUUGCCGCGCGCCUCCAGGGCCUCUCCCUCGCGGGCGCCGUGGCGCCGCGCGCAGAGCUCUCCGACCAGUCGCAGGCGCCGCGGAGCGCAAAGACGGAGAAGGAGAGGGAGGCGGCGCAGUGA
Molecule: messenger RNA, 1758 nt
Organism: Tilletiopsis washingtonensis
Lineage: Eukaryota; Fungi; Basidiomycota; Exobasidiomycetes; Entylomatales
Exons: 6
Coding region: 1-1758 (585 amino acids)
Biological process (GO): late endosome to vacuole transport via multivesicular body sorting pathway; vesicle budding from membrane
Cellular component (GO): ESCRT III complex; multivesicular body
Source: RefSeq, a predicted model, not a curated record